AUGGAAUAUUCUCUAUUAUUGAGGAAGCAUAAUGUGAAAGAUUAUUACCAUUCAACAAAAGAAAGCCCUUACAUAGCUCUCAUGGCAGAACUAGCAGGGCUUCUAAUGUUCUUAUUAUUAUGCACAAUUGUGGUGUUUACUUGCACUCCAAGCAUCCUCAUAGAACUUUCAGGUAAACCAAAACCUCCCAUGGUGGAAAUUCUUGGACUUUCUGUGUCUGGCCUCAAUAAUGUUUCAUACAAAAAUGCAUCAUCCAAAUGGGGUGUGGAAUUAGCAGCAAAAAAUCCAAACAUCUUUUCAACAUUGUAUCUUGAUCACAUUGAAGGUAUGGUACUAUUCAAAGAUGAAGUUCUUGGGGUGAGUUCAGUAAAGAUUAAUAAAGCAAUUGUUUUGGGACCAAGGGAACAUAAAUUUGUUAGCUUUAAAGUGUGGAGGAAGGAUUGGAAUAUAGAUGGUGAUCAACCAAGUGUGAAGGAUUGGGUUGUGGACAAUCUUGUCAUGGAACAAAGUAGGAAUAACAUAAACUUCAGUGUGCAAAUGGGGGUUUGGGGUCAAAUUAAAUCUGGUUGGUGGUUGAGAAAGAGUGUGAUCAUGAACCCUAGGUGCAUGGAUUUGAGUAUUAAUCUUGUUAAGAAUAGGGGUUUUGGUAUGUUGUUAAAUAAAAAACCCAUAAGAUGCUAUGUUCCUAUGUUGGAUCGAUAG
Molecule: messenger RNA, 702 nt
Organism: Arachis stenosperma
Lineage: Eukaryota; Viridiplantae; Streptophyta; Magnoliopsida; Fabales; Fabaceae
Exons: 1
Coding region: 1-702 (233 amino acids)
Source: RefSeq, a predicted model, not a curated record